Molecule: messenger RNA, 4932 nt
Organism: Haliotis rubra (blacklip abalone)
Lineage: Eukaryota; Metazoa; Mollusca; Gastropoda; Lepetellida; Haliotidae
Product: ribonucleoside-diphosphate reductase large subunit-like
Biological process (GO): deoxyribonucleotide biosynthetic process; DNA replication
Cellular component (GO): ribonucleoside-diphosphate reductase complex
Molecular function (GO): ribonucleoside-diphosphate reductase activity, thioredoxin disulfide as acceptor; ATP binding
Source: RefSeq, a predicted model, not a curated record
UCCGCGACGACUAAAAUCGCACUUUGUGAUCAUCACGUGACAUUUUACCCGCGCUCAAACAUAUUUGGAGGGAAAGAAGGUCCGUAAGUUGACUGCUUCUGACAACUAUCAUCGGUCUUCAAGAACCAGAGAUCUUCACUUUCAAGCCAAGAUGUACGUCGUUAAACGAGAUGGCCGUCAGGAGAAAGUUAUGUUCGACAAAAUCACUUCCAGAAUAUCCAAGUUGUGCUAUGGACUUAAUAUGGAAUUUGUUGACCCGACCGCCAUAACUCUGAAGGUGAUCAGUGGUCUCUAUCAUGGAGUGACAACCAUCGAACUUGACAAUCUGGCAGCAGAAACAGCUGCUACCAUGACAACAAAGCACCCUGACUACGCUCAACUGGCUGCCCGCAUUGCUGUCUCUAAUCUUCACAAGGAGACAAAGAAAGUCUUCAGUGAUGUGAUGGAGGAUCUACACAAAUGGGUGAAUCCAAAGACUGGGAAAAAGUCCCCAAUGAUCGCUGACGACAUCCACGAAAUCAUUAUGAAAAAUAGUGAUAAACUGAAUUCUGCUGUGAUAUAUGAUCGUGAUUUCAACUACAACUUCUUUGGGUUCAAGACUCUUGAACGAUCUUACUUGCUGAAGAUUGAUGGAAAGGUUGCUGAACGUCCUCAACACAUGUUGAUGAGAGUUUCGGUGGGCAUCCACAGAGAUGAUCUGGAAGCUGCCAUUGAGACUUACAACCUCCUGUCCGAGAAGUGGUUCACACAUGCCUCCCCAACUCUGUUCAAUGCUGGCACACGUCGACCACAACUCUCCAGCUGUUUCCUGUUGACCAUGGAUUCUGACAGCAUCGAUGGUAUCAACGACACAUUGAAGAAAUGCGCUCUCAUCUCCAAGUCUGCAGGGGGUAUUGGUCUCAACGUCCAUUGUAUCAGAUCUACGGGCAGCUAUAUUGCAGGCACCAAUGGAACUUCUAAUGGCCUCAUUCCAAUGUUGAGAGUGUACAACAAUACUGCUCGCUACGUCGACCAAGGCGGCAACAAGAGACCGGGUGCGUUCGCCAUCUACCUGGAGCCAUGGCACUCGGACAUCUUCGAGUUCCUGGAUCUGAAGAAGAACGUAGGGAAGGAGGAGACGAGGGCCCGGGAUCUGUUCUACGCCAUGUGGUUGCCCGAUCUGUUCAUGGAGAGGGUGGAACAGAAUGCAGAGUGGACUCUGAUGUGUCCCCAUGAGUGCCCGGGGUUGGCUGAUGUGUGGGGAGAGGAGUUUAAGAAGCUCUAUGAAGGGUACCAGAAGGCUGGCAAGAGUCGUAAGGUGAUCAAGGCUCAGCAGUUGUGGUACGCCAUCAUCGAGUCUCAGACGGAGACCGGCACCCCCUACAUGCUGUACAAGGACCACUGCAACAGGAAGAGCAACCAGCAGAACCUGGGCACCAUCAAAUGCAGCAAUCUGUGUACAGAGAUCGUUGAGUACAACGCUCCUGAUGAGGUCGCUGUGUGCAAUUUGGCUUCAAUAGCCCUGAACAUGUAUGUGAAACCUGACAGAACGUAUGACUUUGGCAAACUGCGGGCGGUGACCAAGGUUGCUGUGAGGAAUCUCAACAAGAUCAUCGAUGUCAACUACUACCCAGUCAAAGAGGCUGAAAACUCCAACUUCCGCCAUCGUCCAAUCGGUCUGGGUGUUCAAGGGCUGGCUGAUGCUUUCAUCCUGAUGCGUUAUCCCUUCGAAAGUGAGGAGGCCCAGUUACUGAACAAGGAAAUCUUCGAACACAUCUACUUCGCUGCCCUGGAGGCUAGUUGUGAGCUGGCAGAGAAGGAAGGACCCUAUCAAACGUACAAGGGGAGCCCGGUCAGCAAGGGGGUGUUACAAUUUGACAUGUGGGGUGUGAAGCCAGUCACCAAACUUGACUGGACAAGUCUGAGAGCCAGAAUUGCCAAACAUGGUGUGCGGAACAGUUUGCUGUUGGCUCCGAUGCCCACAGCAUCCACAGCGCAGAUCCUCGGCAACAACGAGUCCAUCGAACCUUACACAUCCAACAUCUACACACGGAGGGUCCUGUCUGGGGAGUUCCAGGUGGUGAACCACCAUCUUCUGAAGGACCUGACGGAGCGUGGCUUGUGGAACGAUGAGAUGAAGAACAAGAUGAUAGCCAGUGGAGGUUCUAUCCAGGGCAUUGAGGAAAUCCCUGAAGACCUGAAGAACCUGUACAAGACAGUGUGGGAAAUCUCCCAGAAGACAGUCAUCAAGAUGUCUGCUGACCGGGGUGCAUACAUAGAUCAGAGUCAGUCUCUCAACAUCCACAUCGCGGAACCCAACUACGGCAAACUCACAAGCAUGCAUUUCUAUGCAUGGAAAAUGGGUUGCAAGACUGGUAUGUACUACCUGAGAACAAAGCCUGCUGCAGCUGCCAUUCAGUUCACUGUGGACAAGUCCAAGCUGAAACAACAGAAGGAAACCCCUAAAGAGAGCCAGGAAGAGAAUAUGGCCGCCAUGGCGUGCUCACUGCAGAACAAGGAUGAUUGUCUCAUGUGCAGUGGAUAGAGAAAUAAAACUUGAUGAUCGUGCCUCAAACAUCUCCGACAAAACAAGUGCUUUCUCCUUCCCUGUCAGUUUCUCCCAAGUACUGUCUACAAACUGUUUGCUAAUGUUCAUUGUAAGUUGUUCAUGCUCAAACUGCCCAUGGCUGUAGUGAAUCGUUACAAGAUCAUUUCCAAGUGUUGAUGUAAGAUUGCUUUCACAGAACCUUGAGUAAAUAGCCGAAAUAUUGUGUUUUACAAAUAUGACUGUUACAUUGUAUUUGUUAACUGUCAGAUGUUGCUAUGGUUACUGUGUUUCAGUUCAUGUCUAGUAUAUGAUCAGCUGGAACAUUUAUCGAGUGCUGUAAGUUUGACAUUGUUAUGAUUGAUGGAUAAUUGAAGUGUAAGUCCAACAUGACUCUUGUUAUUAACCUCUAUCUCAUCCUCAGAGGAAGAACUAAAGACUAUAAGUUAUUCUUUUUAUUGAAAACAAAGGAGAUGGGCAGAAUAAAAAAAAUUUCCACUAAGGAAAUGUGAUGAAAUUGUACAGAUUGGUUUUCCUCCUUAUCCAAAAGAGAUAGCUUACCCAACCCCACCUCACAUCUAACCGCGAGGAAUGGAAGCGGUGUUUAAACAGCAAGUGGUGCCCAACCCAUUAUGUUCAGUGGUUUGGGUGUUGGAUCGAAAAAAGCACCUAACCUGAUGAUUGUACUAGGAUUGCUUGAUAGGAAUGUACUGUCUGAUAAUGAUCAUUAAAACAAGUGUACUAAUAAAGGGAGAUCGAAGGUGUGAAGGCAGUGUUUGGUGUAACAUACCCUGACCCUUACAUAGCUAACACUAAGGAUUGAAGAGGCAUGUGUGAUCUUCUGAGUUGGUUUGUAAAACAGUAACCUGUGCUGUUUCCUGAUAUUGCUCAGCGAAAAAGACGAGUCUUUUUGCUGUGUGUUGUUUUUCAGCCACAUUGCUGAUACAGAUGUGUAUGAUAUGUAACAGCUGUUGAAGAUACUUGAAACUGAAAGUCAUUUGUGGGAUUCACAGCUUUUGUUUGACAUUUAUCCUGAUAUAACAGUUGCUAAAUGUCAAGAAUGCAUAAUUAUUUCUUAUCCUGAAGAGCUUUCCCAGGUACUGCUGGAACCACGAACCAAGGUCAUUGAUUUGAAAUUUGCUGGAUUUCUUCUAAGCCAUUUGACAUUCCAUUAUUGCAUUCUUCUUGGAUCAAAAUCUUCACAAUGAUCAUCAACCACCAAUUAUCUGUCCUUCCAAACCUGUGGUCUGUGAACGUUGUUCAUGGGUAGUAUAAGUCCCUCCAUCCUAUGCGUGCCGUUAAACAUUACAUACAUAUGACAUGUAGUUUUAUUCAGGGUAUACCUCGCAUUUAGGUUAAAAUGAACAUACUUGUUUCAAUUAACCCUGUUUGUCAUUGUUUCCUUUGUCACUCCAAUAGUUGUAUCAUAGCCUGAAGCCAUCAAUAUGCCCGUGGCAGAUUCUUCUGCAUAUUGCUGCAGUUAUGCCAAUAGCUGUUGUGACCUAAUCUGAGAAAGUCGAAUGUCAUGUAAUUUGGUGCUCAUGGUAUAUAAUUACUCGGGAUAGUAUUAGAGAAAUGACAGCUUUGCAAAACAAGAACUCCCAAUCACCACCCCGAUCAGGAUUUUAUGGGACAAGUGUACAGUUACUUUGACACUGUAGUAACACUUUAACAUUUACACUAGAGGGGUGGCCUAGGACAACCUAGUGGUCAAAACGUCAGCUCGUCUCACAGAAGAACCGGUUGGCUUCCCCACUGGUUACAAUGCGUGAAGCCCAUUUCUUGUGUCCGCUGCCAGAAUAUUGCUAAGAGCAACCUAAAACUCACCUUUACCCUGGUAUAUUCCAUUAAUGAAUAUCGUACUUGUGGCAAUUGGGUAUUAAUCUUCAUUCAUUCAGAAUCCCCUGGAUCAUAGAUCAUAACAUCAUUCAAUGGAGUCUCUGGUCCAGACUUAAUGUUUAUAAGCCAUUGUCAUAUGACUGGAUUAUUGACAGCAGGAAAACAAUGGCAGCUGUCUGAUAGAGAACUGAAUUGGUCCCCAGCUUAUGAUGACUCCUUGUUCAAGUUUAAAUGUUACUAUUGUUACUGAAUUGUUUCAGUUAUUACACCAGUCAACAUGAUCUGAUUCCUGUCACCCCAUUUCUCUGUAUUCAGUACCGGAUUAAACUUUUUUGACAGGUUCACAACGUCCAGUGAAUGUGCUGUAUAUAGAACUAAUGUUUGUUGUAUACCUGUUGCCAUAGUAACUGUGUAGACCUCUGUCUUUAUCUGUAAGUGCUUUUUCAGUAUACCACCAGAGUAUCGGACAAAAUCUUAAAAUCUAACAAAUUCAAAGCAACUUUUAGGCAUUUUAUACUGAUUUUGUGCAUUAAUUUAUUACCUUCAGUGCAAUAAAUAUACUGAGGAAA